AUGAUGCACAUGUUGAUCCCGUCCAAUGCCACUGCCGCUCUGCUGGAGCGUCGCGGCCAACCGAUUCAAAGCAUUGGCCAGCAAUCCAAUUGCACGCUCUUCAUACGGGACCGCGACUCAUCACCAUUUAAAGAGGACCGUCUGCUCUGCCUUCAAGGAACCGCCAAGUGUAUCAGCUUGGCCCAGCGUCUUGUGAUUGCGUACAUUCGUGCAUUUCGAGCAAAGAAGGGCGAUCCCAACUACAUGGAGCUAUUGACUGGGGAUUCCAAUGUACCACUUGUAGCAGUGACGUCGAUUUCAAAAGCCAUGGACGUUGCAAUGGCUAGUAAAAAGAAAAAUGAAGUGACCAUUACCAACCCGUUUGUCUGGAUGGUUCAACGCGAAGACGUUGGCAAGAUGAUGGGGAGGCAAGGAAGUGUGCUACAAUCGAUCCGUCGGGACACCGGAGCUUCUAUCCGUAUUGAAGACGAGGUCGCUCCUGGCACGACUGAGAGACGAGUGGUGCUGAGUGGAGCGGUGAAAUCCAUUGCGGCAGCAGUGGAAAAGAUCCGAAAGAGAGCGGGUGGGCGCUCGGAAGUGACUGCAAGUGCGACAAACGGUCGACUUGGACGGUACUUUGCUAUUCCGUGUCAUUCUGCCGGUUACCUCAUUGGUCCGCAAGGCUCUACGAUCAAAACCAUUACGGAGCGCACGGGUGCACGCCUGCAAGCUCCUUCGACAGAGGAUCUGCCUCUGGGUAGUAUCAACCGGAUACUUCAUAUCCAAGGCACUCCGAAACAGACCGAGCAUGCGCGACGAGUUGUUAGUGCCAAGUUACGUGAUUAUUUGGCCACUUCCACGAGCCCACAAACUUUGAGUACGGUCUCGACCGGCGCGAAGGGUGACAGGGUCACAAUCAAGGUUCUCCUACCGUCCAGAAUCUGCGGGUUUAUGCUAGCUGGCCGAGGCAAGCUUAUCCGCGAGAUUUCCGAAAAGUCAGGGGCUCAUACGCACUUCUUAGCCGCCCGUGAUGGAGACGGUAACCGGGUUUGCGUUUUUGCUGGCGAUAUGAGCUGCGUACUUCGUGCGCAACGUCUAGUGUUGCAGUUCAUUGCCGGAGAUGUCAUUUCGUCGAAACAGGUCGGUUCACGCCGGAAGCGAAAGCGUCUUCAAGAAGGUGAAGAAAAGGACAGCAAUCAUGACGAAGUGAAGGAAGAGUACGUGGGCAAAGGGGAGUUAUGUCACAAUGGUGAAGUGUACAGAGAAAGCUGCUUUGAUGACGCGUUACGUCUAGCUCAGUUGCAUCCUGUGCGACAACAGCAUGCGCGACGACAGCAAAUUCGCCAUACUCGACGUGAUUGUGUAAAAGGCGAAGAAGAGCGGGUUCAACGAGGCUGGCAAUUGUCCGUCGACAGCCUGCUGAUAGGCAUGGACACGAGCAUGAUGACAGUUGCGAAGAAGAUGCCGAUGAACACAGUUCAUCCGAUGACGAUGAAGACGUGCUUGAAGCAGUUAUCGUCGGAAAGCAGGAGCGAAAGCGGCGGCCAAGUAGUAGCCCAUCUAAGAAACCGCGUCCGUCCAUGGCAUGCCCUGGUCGCAAAGUGCAGGUGA
Molecule: messenger RNA, 1590 nt
Organism: Peronospora matthiolae
Lineage: Eukaryota; Oomycota; Peronosporomycetes; Peronosporales; Peronosporaceae
Source: the annotation of a GenBank genome assembly